GCAUAAUCAUUUUGAUGACGACCUUAAUGCAACGUAAAGGCGCAGAGAGCAAAAGACGACUUCAAUUACACCUUCGUGUUGGCGAUUCACAAGAAGAUUUUAUAGAGGAUUUUUCCAGGAGGACGUCAAGAUGUCGGUUAUCAUCCGACUCCAGGGGUUGCCUUGGUCAGCGAGUGCCUUAGACAUUCGGCACUUCUUCAAGGGACUCACCAUACCAGCUGGAGGCGUUCACAUCAUUGGAGGAGAGAGGGGUGAUGCGUUUAUUGCAUUUGGCUCAGAUGAAGAUGCAAGGCAGGCUAUGAUGCGAACUCUGUUGCCUUUAAGUGGCACACCUGUGCAGUUAUUUCUUAGCAGCAAGUCUGAAAUGCAGAAUGUCAUCGAGGAGGCUCGAGUAGCAGAAGCUGCGGUGGCAAUGACAGGAUCAGCUGUGACGCCACUAGGGGGCUCUGCAAGCUUGCAAGGAGCAGCAACAGGACAAAUAUUUCAAGGGCCAAAUUAUCCUGGUCCACAUGGGGCAGCUAGCCAGCGCUUUCCCUUACAAGGAGAAUUGCAUGCCGCAAGAGAUGGUCAGGGCCAGAUUCCUUCUGGUCCCCCAAGUGGUAAUUUUCCAGGCUCAUCUCACUCUCUUGGCCUCCAAAAUAGAGAAAUUCCAACUCAGCAACAGUUUGGUUUUCAGAGUGACAGAAGUCAGGCACCAAGUCAAAUUAGUUACUCUGGCAGUGGCUCGAGUCAGAUCCCAUCAGGAUCAAACCAGUUUAGGAUGUCAGAGGGAAAUCAGCCAUCUGAUGCACGCUAUCCAUACAACCAAGAUAUGGGCAAUGUUGAUUUUUCUGGAGCUCAAGAAGCAGACUAUCCUGUAAAUGACCAGCAGCAGUGGCAAGGUCAUGGCCAAGAUAUGUCUGGUAGCAGGCAGUAUUUUGGCAGUGAAACAGGUCAAGGCAAGUUUGGCUUCCAAGGAGUGCAGAGCAUGCAGCGAUCUGAGCAGUACCCGUCACAUGGAAGAGAUGGCCAGCUGUCAGGGCAUCAGCAGUUUUCUAUGCAGGGAGGAGACCAAACACAUUCACAAGAUUCUCUCAUCAACCAACAAAACUUUUAUGCACCAGAGGUAAAGCAACAAAAUGACUCUAGAUUUACAAUGAGACAAGGAAAAUCUGGCUUUUCAGAGCCUCUUAUGGCUGGCGUUCUUCAGAGACCUGGUCUUCCAGUAGCAGAUGAUGAACAAACAGGUACCAGAGGUCCUGAAAUGAAAGGAGUAGGACUUCUUGGUGCACGUCCUGGUGCAACACCCAAUGUAAGAGGGCUAGGUGAUGACAGAAUGAUGAUGCAAGGACCCAUGAGGUCAAAUUUGGAUCAGAGACAAGGCAAAGGUUUUGAACAUGGUCGCCCUGGAGCUUCACUAGAAGAAGGCAUGCCUGGGUCAGUGGGGAUGCCACAAGGCUUUCAGAGAGGUCAGGGAAUGUUACCAACACCAGCUAUGCCACCUCUUAGUCAGCAGCUUUCACAUACAGAUGAAGCAUAUGAUGAAGUCACAGCCAUGGAACGAGGCCACUGGCCUGGAUAUGAUGAAGGUGAUGAUAUGAACAGAAGAGGAUCUCAUGGAAACUUCGAUGAAAGAGGUGAUCACACCAUGGACAUAAGACAAAAUGCAGAUCUCUCCCAUCCUGAUGAAGAGAGAGGAAGGGGCCAAUUUAUUGAUGGAGGAGACUCUGAUUUUCGAAGUGGUGCUCGACCAGGUGGAAUAACUUAUGGGGGUCCUGGAAACAGAGGAGGUGGGAGAAGAUUUGGAGGCCGUGGUGGCAGGUUUGACAGUUUUCCUGGCUCAAGAGGUGUUAAUGAAAAUGACCGAUUUUCUGGACCUGAUGGAAGAGGAUUUGAAGGUCCCAGAGAGCAUCAAGGCAUGAGAGAGUUUGAUCAUCAGAGAGAGCUAGGUAUGGAGGAUGUGGGAGUACAAGAGAUGGAAAUUGAUGAGAGUUUCCCAGGCCCAAGAGGCAGAGGCUUUGAAGGCGCACGAGGAAGAGGAUCAGAAGGUGCACGUGGUAGGGGCUAUGACAGAAGCAGAGGCAGGGGCUUUGACAGGCCUGAUAGAUUUGGACCACCAGGUGGUCGAGACUUUAGUCGUCAAGGCUAUGCCGAAGAGCAAGAGCAGUAUGAUCCAUACGCAAUGCAGAUGGAAGGUGAAGAGAACCAGUAUGGAGGAGCACCAUCAGACAUUGGAAGGGGACAUGAACGUGGAUUUGAUGAAGAACGUCAAGACAUGCGCAGACCGCCUUUUGGAAACAGGGACUUUGACUCAAGAGGCGAACGUGGACGUGGCAGAGGUGAUGGACGUGGACGUGGUGGUGGUCCAGGCUCAGGAUUUGGCCGUGAGAUGGACACCGACAGAAGAUGGAAUAAAGAAGAUGUGGACACCAGAGGCAGAGAGAGAAACUGGCGAGACAACACCGAAGUGCGAGCCACCAAGGGUCUCUUAGGAGAUGCCCCUGCUGGGCUUGGUGAUGGACGACCAGGCAUGCUUCACGCAUUUGAACCGUCCAGCUUGAAGACUGACGCUGACAAAGAUCAGCGGGGUCCACACCCAAGAGAUGCCGAAAGAGAGAGAGAAAGACGGGGAUAUGCUGAUCGCAGAUAUAGAGAAGAGCGAGGAAGAGAUGACAGCAGAAACAGAGGUCGGGACGACCGCUUUUCCAAGCGUUCCGAUAGAAGGUCUUACGAACGUGGACGAGGUCGAGAUGAGAGAGAGAAGAGCUUUGACAGGGAGAGAAGCAGUGACCGACACUCGAGGAGGAGUGAGAGAGACCAUAGGAGUGAUCGGCGAGAUCGAGAAAAAGACAAAGACAGGGACCGAGAACGCUCAUCGACCAAAGACAGAGACACGAAAUCGCAGCAGCCUUCCAGCAAAACGUUAGAUUCUGGAUCCAAAGACUCGCCCACAGAGAAGAAGCCAGAGAAUGAGAAAAAUGAAGGUGGCAAAAAUUCAGAAAGUGAGAAAAAAUCUGACAGCGAAGUCAGAUCAACAGACUCUCCACAGACAUCGGAUCAAAGGUUCGUUCAUGUUAAGAACAUUCCCCAGACCUUCAACUACAAAGAUAUAAGAAGGCUUUUUGUUGGAUGUGAGAUACCAUUUGAUGGCCUGAAGAUCAUAAAUGACAUCUCUGGCAAGCGUAUCGGUGAAGCGUUCAUCAAAUUUGCAAACGAGGAGUCCGGGAAAAAAGCACUGAAGAAAAACGGCGAGAGAAUUCUUGGAAACACUAUUGCAAUAUCUGUUGUCUCAAGCAAAGAAUUCGAAAGCAAAAUCGAUUCUCAGAAGCCACCAGAAAACCCUGACGAAAACCCAUCCAAGCAAAAUCAGGCUGAAGAGCCCCCUACAGUCAAGCCACAAGACAAAAGCUCGCUUAUUGUCUUGGUACAGGGCUUGCCUCCCAAUGUGAGCAGAGAGGAGCUUGCUAGCUUCUUUCAGACUGUCAAAAUAGCAGAUAACGGGGACGCCAUUUUUAUAGAAUACGACAGCCGAGGCCAGUGCACGGGCCUGGCUUACAUGGAAGUAAGCUCCGUGCAAGACUUUAAGGUUGCUAUGGGUUACGAUGGACGCUUAUUUGGAGCCCGUAAUUUGAAAAUAUCGGUUGGCCGACGUGAGGAGAUGGACGUUUUGAUCAAGAAACAGCAAGAUAUGUUUCAGAGGCAAUCCCACAAAAGUGGCGAGCAGUCGGGGCCAGGAUUGCUGGGAAGUGCACCCAGUAGCAGGCCGCCUCUUAUGGGCGCUCGCCCGGCCCCAAUGCCUCUGAUGUCGCUUUUUCAGGGUCCACCACGCAACGGCCCUGUUCUGGAUCAACACCAGUCAAAAGUUCCCUAUGGCGAGAAGUCCCAUUACGGCUCAAUGAAUUCCCCAUGUGUACAUCUCCAAGGACUGUCCAUGAUGGUAACUUACAAAGAAAUCCGAGAAUUUUUUCAGGGGUUGAACAUUGUCCCUAGAGGGGUGCAGAUCGUACACGAUGGAAUGGGAAAACCCAUGGGUGAAGGCUUUGUGGAAUUUGCCACACCGGAGGACCGAGACGAGGCCCUGAAGAAAGACAAGACGUCGAUGGGCCACCGCGUGGUAGCGGUCAAGUCCAUCUCCAAGUCAGACAUGAUCGAACGUCUGCGUAACGCCAGGCUGGUGGGCCUGCCGCCCGGCCAGGGACCACCACCUAUGCACCACUUCAAACAUGGAGGUGGUCCACCUCUGGGUCCCAAACCUAUUCCUCCUGGCGUCCUAAACCCUCAGUGGUACUACCUUCGCUGCCAGAACUUUCCGGGCAACACUACCAUCAAGGACAUCCUAAACUUCUUUCACGAAUUCCAGCCAAUUCCGGAAUCGAUCCGCCUUCACUUCUCCGCGGAUGGAAGCCAGACUGGAAACGCUCUUGUCGGCUUUGGCGCCUACGAAGAUCGGCAGCGGGCCUUGCAGGACAUGAACGGGAAGUUCUUUCGCCGCAGCAGCAUCAACCUUCAGCCUGUGUCGGGAUGAAAACUUUGUUAUAGAGAUGACUUCUUCGAUGGGAGUACCUUCGCAGCAGAACACGCAGACAGCCGAUGAGUCGUCCAAAUAAAAGGAAAUAUCAGCAUUGAUGGCGGACUCGUCUGCAGACAGCAAAGGUUGUCGACCUUAUGUCCGUCUCUUUCUCAGUAUUGUGGGAAGGAUGUGGCGCUUUUCCUGGCGUCUUUCGUAUUCAUCGGGUUCAGCUUUGUGGCUACAGGACCUCGAUCGAAACGCCCAGCAUUUCUGAAAGAGAAACAAGUUUCAGAAACAAAGCGUCUUCUGUGUGUUUUGCAAACAGUGCAGAUAAACUUCCACCGUCUGAAAUGUGUUCUGCUAAGAGCACUGUACUUGUUCUUUUGACUUGAUGUGUUUCAAAGUUCGUUCAUCUUUUAAUCCAGACAAAUAAACAAGUGCAGUGAAAAAUAGGGGUGUGCCAUACGCUUGCUAGAAGACGCAAGGAAUUCACAACUCCGGUGUCCGCGGGCAGCACUAAUUGUGUUCGUUGUUCAGAAGUCGACUGUUGGAACCGAAUUGUAGAAAUACUGUUAUUCUGGUUCCUGAUACAAGCAAGAAAGCUUUGAAUGAAACAGGAACCGAAAAGACUAGAUAUGAAUGUAUGUGCGUGCGUGAGUACAAUGGUGUGCGUGUGUAGGUGCACCUGCGUCCUUUUAAGCUUUAUGGGAAAUAAUUUCUAUGUUAUAAACUUUUUAUAACCAAUCGUGUUGGAAUAGUUUUUUAAAAUGUGUGUGGUAAAAAAUGUCAUAACGUUUUGCAUUAUUUCUCAUUUAUCAUCUUUUAAGGUUUUUGUGGACUUAAAUGAAUAUUUUCAUGGCCUUUUGUAAGACUUUCUGGCAACAGAACUAAAAGGCACAAUACAAAACCACAACCCUUUGUACAGAUUCUUGUUAGAGAAGCAACUGAUUCAAACAAACGAAAUAUCUCGUUGAUUAUUUUGGUUACCCCCAAGUAUUCUUUGAAUAGACUUCAAAUGUUUCCCGUGUUCUCGUUUCUCGUGAUGAGAGAGAAAGAACUGGCGCGUGUGGACACAAAAGAGAUUCCUUUGUAAGGAAUAAAAAUGGCUAAAAUGUGAUACUAAAUUAUUCCAUUGUUUAAACGAGCAGUACAGUUUACCGCAUCAGAGAAUUUGUACAGUUUCCCCUAUCAUAGGCAGAAAUCCAUUCUACACAGCAGCUGUAGCGAUUCCACUGGUGUCCACUUACACCUGCACUUCCCACCUGAGCGCUGGGAGUGUGCCAGACUAGUGCACUCCUACAGGUCCUUUCAUGCUACGUUAGCUAUCUGCCAAUCAUCCCUGCCGACCAUGUGGAUUGGUUUGCAAGACCACAGAUGACGAAAUCUUUGUACAUAAAACUGUGGAAGGUAUCAUCUACCAUCGCUCUCGAUCCAUCAGUAUUGUUUUCCCACAUGAUCUGCACCACCAUCUUUUGUCAACCAACGGUCGCGUGUAUCGACCGUACUCGUGGCACUCACCAGUGGAAACUACGAAUGUUUGUCAAUAAAUGCUUACCUCAAGUUUUUGGGUCACCGGUUUGCGCAGGUCAGUAGGUCACGGGAACUUCCACAACAGCAAAUGCACUGAAACUAUAUCGACUUAACGGUUAAAAGUUACCAGUCUAGUGGGGUGCAAUGACUAGGGGAAGAUAUUUUUAAUAUUUUGUGGUGAUAUUUGUGUCUUAAAAACGGAAGAUAGAUAUUCUCCCAUAUUCUUGGAAAAUUAUCUUGCACUAAGCUUUAUCCAGUCUUAAAUUAAAAUAUGAACUGAACUAAAUCUUUAAACACGUUUGUUAGUAAAAAAAAAAAAAAAAAAA
Messenger RNA from Pomacea canaliculata, 6345 nucleotides. RefSeq lists its product as uncharacterized. The transcript is spliced from 3 exons. Gene Ontology annotation, biological process: regulation of RNA splicing. The record is from RefSeq and is a predicted model, not a curated record. NCBI's taxonomy places the organism in Eukaryota, Metazoa, Mollusca, Gastropoda, Architaenioglossa, Ampullariidae. Gene Ontology annotation, molecular function: RNA binding. Gene Ontology annotation, cellular component: nucleoplasm; ribonucleoprotein complex. Bases 131 to 4504 code for a protein of 1457 amino acids.